AUGAGUCCGCUCUGUUCCAGUCAAGAAUCGGUCACCAAAAUAUUUGAAUUUUUGGUUGCCUCGGAAGCUUUGGGUGACAAGAACGAACUUGUUGCGCAAGAGCUUCUUGAAGCUGGAAUCGAGAUCAUCACACUUCAUGGUUUGGCCCACGUUGAGUCCUUGGUUCCAAUCUUUGAGAAAUGCCUUGCCCAGGCUGACACUGGCUCGAAGAGACAGGACCGUCUUCGUGAAUCGGUCAUCAUUCUUUACGGUUCUUUGGGACGGCAUUUGAAGGCCGAUGACGAACGUUUGCACCUUAUUGUUGAAAGAUUGCUCCAGACACUUGACACGCCAUCUGAGGAUGUGCAAUAUGCUGUUUCUGAGUGUAUUGCGCCAUUGUCUCAGGCAUUCGAGCCCAACUUGCAAGCGCACUUUGAUAAUCUUUUCGCAAAGCUUUGGAGUGGAAGCAGCUUGGCGGUGCGUAAAGGUGCCGCCUACGGUAUCUCUGGUUUGGUCAAGGGUGCUGGUAUUCGUCUGAUUUAUGCAUUUGAUGUAAUGAGAGAGAUUUCCACUGCUGCUGAUGACAAGAAGCCGGAGCUGCGUGAAGGUGUUGCAUUUGUGCUUGAUUGUCUUCUGCAGAGUUUAGGAGCAUACUUUGAACCUUAUGUGAUUGAAACGUUACCGCUCGUUCUCAAGUCUUUGGGUGACGCUAGUCCUGGAGUGCGUGAGGCUACUGACAUGGCAGCUCGUCAAAUCAUGAAGAGCACAACAAGUUACGGAGUUAAGAAAUUGAUCCCCGUGGCCAUCAGCCAUUUGGCCGAGCAUGCAUGGCGGUCAAAGAAGGGAGCGGUCGAAUUGCUUGGUUCCAUGGCGUACCUUGAUCCUGCGCAGUUGUCGGCAUCUUUGUCGACCAUUGUGCCAGAAAUCGUGGGUGUUUUGGGCGACUCGCACAAAGAGGUGCGUCGCGCGGCCGACCAAGCGCUCAAGCGUUUUGGUGAGGUGAUUCGAAACCCCGAAAUCCAGGCGAUCGUGCCUGACUUGAUCCGUGCCAUUGGCGACCCUGCAAACCACACAGACGCAGCAUUGGAAAAAUUGAUCCGUACUCAGUUCGUCCACUACAUUGACGGCCCGCUGUUAGCGCUCAUUAUCCAUGUAAUCCAUCGUGGUAUGCGCGACCGGUCUGCGGCAACAAAGAAGAAGGCAUGUCAGAUUGUGGGCAAUAUGGCGAUUUUGGUGGACGCGCGCGAUCUUCUUCCGUACUUGGCGGCGUUGGUGGCCGAGUUGGAAGUUGCUAUGGUGGACCCGGUGCCUGCGACCCGUUCUACUGGUGCGCGCGCAUUGGGUCUGUUGGUUGAGAAAUUGGGCGAGGACCAGUUCCCAGACUUGAUUCCGCGCCUUCUCGCGACGUUGCGCGAUCCGGCGCGCGCAGGCGACCGUCUUGGUUCUGCUCAAGCGCUCGCCGAAGUCAUUUGUGGUCUUGGCCUUGCCAAGUUGGAUGAAAUGUUGCCCAUCAUUUUGGAUGCGGCCCAGUCUCCCGAAUCCCACGUCCGUGCCGGUUUCAUGCCAAUGCUUUUGUUUUUGCCUGUGUGUUUCGGCCUGCAGUUUGCGCCCUACCUUAGCCGCAUUGUUCCGCCUGUUUUGGCCGGCUUGGCUGAUCUGGAUGAGGACAUUCGCUCCACUGCUUUGCGCGCGGGUCGUUUGAUUGUCAAGAACUACGCCAGCCGUGCUGUCGACCUCUUGCUUCCUGAACUUGAACGUGGUUUGGCCGAUCUGUCGCCCCGCAUUCGUCUCUCAUCGCUCGAGCUUACUGGAGAUCUUUUGUUCCAGGUUACUGGUGUGUCGGGCAAAAACGAGCUCUCCGAAGAGCAGGUGGAGGUUGGCCGCGCGCUCGUGGAUGUUUUGGGCGCCGAGCGUCGCGACCGUGUCUUGGCCGCCUUGUUCGUGUGCCGUGCUGAUGUUUCUGCGCCUGUCCGCGCUGCCGCCAUCGACAUUUGGAAGGCUCUUGUGGCCAAUACUCCUCGUGCCGUCAAGGAAAUUGUGCCAAGCUUGACGCAUGCCAUCAUCGACCGUUUGGCUGGUGGCGAUGCUGUGCUGCGCCAGAUUGCAGCCGCUACGCUUGGCGAUGUUGUCCGCCGUGUUGGCUCGCUGGCGUUGGCGCGCUUUUUGCCUACGCUUGAAGACGCCCUUUCGUCGGGCGACGCUCCUGCGCGCCUGGGUAUCUGUAUAGCACUCAGCGAAUUGGUUGCAGCCGCUUCGGAAGAGGCGGUUCUCGCCCACCAAGACACGUUUAUUGGCAUUGUGCAGAAGGCGCUUGUGGACGAUAACGCCGAGGUUCGUGCUGCCGCUGCGCAAGCUUUCGAGGCUUUGCAGGAGAAAUUGGGCAAGACGGUUGUGGACUCGAUUGUUCCUGGUUUGUUGGCGCAGGCCAGCUCGAAUCCGCUGGCGUUGCUGGCUUUGGAGGAGCUUGUUCUGGCACGCGCCGAACUUUUCGGCACUUUGCUUGCGCUGUUGUUGGCGCCUCCGCUUGAUGCACCAAAGGCCCAGGCCCUUGCGCUGCUUGCAGAAGCGGCCGGUUCUGCCGUGUACCUGAGAUUAGGCUCUAUUGUGGGGGCUCUCGUGCAAGCGAUCUCCUCGAGCAACGACAAGGAAAGCAAGGAUGGCUCCGUGGAAGUAUUGGAGACUUCGCUCGACCGUAUUCUCCUUUGCGCAGACGACUCGGGUGUUCAUGCGGUGAUGCUGCAACUUAUGCACUUUGCUCGCCACGAGGAUUCUAACAAACGUGCUGUGGCAGGAGAGCGCAUGGCCGUCUUCUUUGGCCAAACGUCGCUUGACUACUCAUCAUACAUUCCGGACCUUGUAUCGCAACUUGUUCUUGGUUUGGGCGAUGCCGAUGACCGUGUUGUUCGUGCAAACGCUGCGGCGCUUUUGUCGUUGGUUCGUGCCCAAGACAAGCCGCAAUUGGCCCGCAUGGUGCGCCCAGCUCACGAUGCCUUGAACCUCGCUGGCGUGCGCGACGAGCCUUUGCGAGCCUUUGUUUUGGGCGGCCCCGCCUGUAUUGUGCCCGUGUUCGCACACGGCUUGAUGUAUGGCACUGGCGACCAGCGUGAGCUUUCUGCUCAUGCCAUUGCGCAGAUCAUCACGCGUACGCCGCCUGAAAAAUUGCGUCCACUUGCCACCACUCUUGCCGGUCCAUUAAUCCGUGUCAUUGGAGAACGUGUGCCACCAGGUGCCAAAACCGCCAUUUUGGGUGCGUUGGCAGCGUUGUUGGAGAAGAUUCCCCAGUUCCUUCGUCCGUUUGUGCCCCAACUUCAACGUACGUUUGUGCGGUCACUCUCGGAUGCUGGAAACAGCGAAUUGCGCGCAGGCGCAGUGUCAGCUCUUGGUGUUUUAGUGGCCUUCCAGCCCCGUGUUGACCUGUUGGUUACUGAAUUGGUUACAUCGGCUAAAACAGCAGAGCCGCCUAUUCGUCAAACUAUGGUCCAGGCAAUGUUGCAAGUUGUGGCGCGUGGUGGUACGCACAUGAGCGAACAGUCAAAGGCUGCAGUUAUGGGUCUUGUGGAGGGCGAGCUUGGCUCGCUCGAAGAUGGUGCACCCGCAGUGGCAUAUGCGCGCUUGCUUGGGGCAGUGGCGCGUGUUUUGUCGCCAGAAGAGGCGGCAGCGCUCGUGCGCGACAAGAUCUUGAAGGACGGCGCCUCGCCCUUCUCAGUGUUGGCCAUUAACUCGUUCUUGCGUGAGGCACCCUCGCACAUUUUCGACACCGGCGUGCUUGGAGAUGUGGUUGAUUUUGUUGUAGCCGCGUGUGCAUCGUCUCAGCCAUAUAUUAGUGACAAUGCUGUUGUGGCACUCGGAAAACUUCUUUUGCUUGACGGGAAGGAGAGAGACGACAACAGUUCUGGCGCCUCUUUCAUGCUAGGUGACCAUCUUCGCACCCUUGUGUGUGAGUUGGCACGCUGCGCAGUACAGCCCGCUUCGAAUUCUCCCGACACGAGACGUUUGGCGCUUGUGGUUGUACGUACUGCGGCACGUCAUCGGUAUGAGGCGCUCAAGCCUCACUGGGAUGUUUUGGUACCAGCCGUGUUUUCGUGCUUGCGAGACGCCAUCAUUCCGAUCCGUUUGGCGGCUGAGAAGGCAUACUUGGCUCUUUUCAAUUUGGUGGAUGAUGUGGAUAUGAAGGACUUCACUGAGUGGUUUGCGCUGGUGGGUGAAAUCAAAAAUGCAGUGGGCACUGUUUUCCAACCCCGUUCGAUUGGCGACUACACCAAGAGAGUUGCAGGCCGUUUAGCAGGAGUGGAGCGUGAGAAAAUCUCAGCUGGUGGUGAUGCUGAAGCAAUGUUCAGCGACCGUUACGAAGAUGAAAAGGAAAUUUGGGCUGUGGGCGGCUGCUGA
Clavispora lusitaniae ATCC 42720 is the source of this 4365-nucleotide messenger RNA. It is a transcript of the gene GCN1, whose product is annotated as Gcn1p. Gene Ontology annotation, molecular function: protein kinase regulator activity. Gene Ontology annotation, cellular component: cytosol. Gene Ontology annotation, biological process: regulation of translation; cellular response to amino acid starvation. The record is from RefSeq and is a predicted model, not a curated record. Lineage: Eukaryota; Fungi; Ascomycota; Pichiomycetes; Serinales; Metschnikowiaceae.